AUUACAAAAUUGUUUUUGUCUAGAAUUCACUAAUUUCCCACACCCCAGGCAGUUGGCAGUUUUAUUCAAUUACUGAACUCGCAGGCAGUCCUCCACAGAUGAGGAGUAAAGGGAAGGGGAACGUUUUGCUUAGGGAUCUGGGCUCCAGAUGAUUAAGGGACACUGGACAGCAUGUAUGGGGAACAGAGUGCAGCUGCAAGGCUGGUGGGCGUGAUAAGGCUAUUCUUGCCCUGUGUUAUUCACCAGUUGUCAAUAAAGACAACACAAAUGUUUUACUCAGUUGAAUUUUGCUUUUUAACGGUACAAGGCACUCUUCGAGGAACCGGGGAGACUUGGCUCCUGGAUUUAAUCAGACAGGAAUGCAUAAACAUACUCAUCACAGCUCAGUUAGAUGUCAAAACACUGGGAGAAGGGAAAAGGAGGGGUUGGGCUUCCCCGUCGAAGGAAAAAGAGGACAGAGACGAUGACAGGGCUGAGAGGAGCGAUGGGUGAGACUUCAGGGGCCCAGCUCACCUUUCACGAGCCAGGUGGCCGUGGCAGCUGAAACAGAGGCUUUUGCGUCCCCUACCCCUAUGCCCAGCAAGACUGCGUGGGUGGCCAGGGAGCCGGAGAGGCUGGAAGCAAAGGCCUGGAGAAGAAAAGAAGUGGGGUGAGGAGUAAACGCCGGUGCAUGGAGGUCUGAGAUCUAUCAUCAGCGACCUCAACGGGGUGUGUGGCCUGGGACGUGUCACAGCUCUUCUCUGGGUCUCAGUGUCCAGUCUACAUAUGGGAUGUUAGCUCCCCCACCAAAAAUUGAACCAGAGAUGAAGCUCACAACCCCUGCAUUGGAAGAAAAAGUCUUAACCACUGGACCACCAGGGAAGUCCCUGAAUGUUGGUUUUUGAAUGGAGAAAGAUGUGACUGAAAAUACAUAUCUCUUUAAUGCUGGCUACUUUGUCGGGGGAAGGAGAAAAAUGAUCCACUUUUUCAUGGAACUCAGCCUGGAAGUGUCCAGUCCUCCCAUCUUAUAAAUGGCUCAUCUGAAAAAUUAUGACUGUUAUUGGAACUGGCCUAAUGGAAGCAUUUAUAAGAAUACAUACUUUGACCUAAAUGCAGGGCGUUUCCCUCUUUGGCUGACACUGGACCCCUUGUCUACAUCUAGCUUGGCACAGAGGGACAGCCAGAGACUGAAAAGUGUGGCUGAGACCUACACAGCACCGCUGGACCCGAAGCAGAUGGCCCUUAUUCAGACCAAUAAGGAUCUCAUUUCUAAAGGAAUAAAGGAAUUCAACGCCCUGCUGAAUCAGCAGGUCUUCACUGAUCCUGCCGUCUCUGAAGAAGCCAUGGUGACUGUGGUGAACGACUGGGUGAGCUUCUACAUCAACUAUUACAAGAAGCAGAUGUCGGGGGAGCAAGCGGAGCAGGACAAGGCUCUGCAGGAGUUCCGGCAAGAGCUCGAUACCCUGUCUGCCUCUUUCCUGGACAAAUAUAGGGACUUCCUGAAGUCCUCAUGAGCACCCCCCACACGCUGCCUUUCUCCUGGCCCAGACACCCAGGCUGCAAGUCUAAGAAAACACUUAAAUGCUGCCUCUGUGCUCUAGUCCUCGGGCUCUGCUCCUUCAUGGUGUUGCUGCACCCUGACACCUCAAUAAAGACCAGUUCUGGUUGUGAUGGUC
Cervus elaphus (red deer) is the source of this 1655-nucleotide messenger RNA. It is a transcript of the gene AHSP, whose product is annotated as alpha hemoglobin stabilizing protein. Gene Ontology annotation, biological process: erythrocyte differentiation; protein stabilization; protein folding. The transcript has 6 exons. NCBI's taxonomy places the organism in Eukaryota, Metazoa, Chordata, Mammalia, Artiodactyla, Cervidae. Gene Ontology annotation, cellular component: cytoplasm. The record is from RefSeq and is a predicted model, not a curated record. Bases 1011 to 1493 code for a protein of 160 amino acids. Gene Ontology annotation, molecular function: hemoglobin binding.